This is a messenger RNA of Maniola jurtina (meadow brown), 1309 nucleotides long. RefSeq lists its product as uncharacterized. The transcript has 2 exons. Lineage: Eukaryota; Metazoa; Arthropoda; Insecta; Lepidoptera; Nymphalidae. Bases 87 to 1295 code for a protein of 402 amino acids. The record is from RefSeq and is a predicted model, not a curated record.
UGUAAUGUAAUGUUAUUUGUUUACUUUUGUGUCGUUAUAACCUAUUUUAUCAAGAUUUGUAAAAUUUAUAUAUUUUUUGAGAAAAAAUGGAUCUAAUUUCUGAAGAAUACAUCAAAGCAGUUAUCAACGACAUUGCAAUAACACUGAACUUAAAAGAAUGGGUUUACAGCAAACAAAACUUCGAACACAUUGCUCAAAACUACUUCGGUGUCCUAAUCCCGAUUAAUUUAAAUGGGAAAAGUGAUCUUGGGAAUUUAAAUGUUCCACUGGUAUUAAAAUUGGCACCGACGGAUGAAAGAUAUCGCAUCAGUGGUGCAGUAACAAUUUUUUUCGCCAAAGAAAUAUUUGUUUACACGAAAGUUCUACAUAAAUACCACGAAAUACAGAAGGCUUUUCCACUAUUCUCUCAAUUUGUUAUGCCGAAAUGUUAUUAUGUGCGCGAUGACUACUGUAAAGAAUUAAUAGCGUUACAGAAUAUGUGUGUAGAUAAUUAUAAACCAUUUGUUAACAGCAUGUUUUUAGAUAUAAAUCAUACAAGAGUGGCUUUAAUAUCAUUAGCCAGGUUUCACGCAUUAUCCUAUAUUUUCGAAAACCAAGACGGACGCCUUUAUGAUAUGGCUAAAGAAUUUUGCGUGCCAAUAACUGAAAAAACAAAUAAACGAUUUAUGGACAUUUUAGUAGACAGGCUUGAAAAAGCUUUAAUAAAAUUUGAUAACACUGAUUUUGUUCCCUUGUUAAAAGCUUUGAAACACAACUGUGUUAGUAUAAUUGAAUCAGCUGCCGACUCUGUAAAAAGUUUAUGCCUUUGUCAUGGGGAUAUAUGGAAGGAGAAUAUACUUUUUAAAUAUGAGGACAACUUGCCUACUUCAGCAUGUAUAAUAGACUAUCAAACAACAAGGAUUUGCAGCCCUGCAUUUGAUGUGCUAUACCUAAUCAUUACUAGUACUACUUCAAGUCUGAGAAAAAAACAUUUUAGAUAUUUUUUGGAUAUAUAUCAUCAAACAUUUGAUCAAACUCUUAAGUAUGCAAAUCUAAACUCUGAAGAAAUAUAUUCUAGGGAAAUGCUGGAUUAUGAUUUAAAAAUAGUGGGACCAGUUUGUCUCAUAGUAGCUAAUACAGCUAUUUGGCUAGCAAGUGGACUACAGGAAGAAGGUCAUGUAAAGAGCAAAAUAGUUUUAACCACAGAAGCAGAAAAAUCAAAGGCUGUGACACAGUACAAAAAUAUUAUAAGUGGCAUAAUAAAAGACUUGGCAGAUUGUAAAUAUUUAAGUAAGUACUGUGAUUUGAUCUCUUGAUUCAGGUUAAUAAA